Messenger RNA from Aphanomyces astaci, 300 nucleotides. RefSeq lists its product as hypothetical. The record is from RefSeq and is a predicted model, not a curated record. Bases 1 to 300 code for a protein of 99 amino acids. The transcript has a single exon. Lineage: Eukaryota; Oomycota; Saprolegniomycetes; Saprolegniales; Verrucalvaceae.
AUGGACAACAACGACGUGUCCCAGCGAUGCAGAUACGCGUACUCGAACUGUCAUCGCCGCCGCGCGGUCAAGAAGGACGGCCACCUCCAUGCCCUAUGUGACCUCCAUCGAGAGAAAGCCAAUGCAUGCCAAAAGAAGUACGCGGCCAAACGCCAGUCAUCACAACAAACCAAGGAACACGAUCAACUCGAUAGCGCCUUCCAUGACCCGGAACUGUUGGAGCCGAUGCCACUGCAGUCGGAUCCAGUCGCGUUCAGCGAAGACGACCGCGAGCUCUUGGGCCACAUUAUGAGCAGCUGA